Messenger RNA from Zingiber officinale, 2979 nucleotides. Its product is annotated as MLO-like protein 13. The record is from RefSeq and is a predicted model, not a curated record. Gene Ontology annotation, cellular component: membrane. Bases 1158 to 2618 code for a protein of 486 amino acids. Gene Ontology annotation, biological process: defense response. The transcript is spliced from 14 exons. Lineage: Eukaryota; Viridiplantae; Streptophyta; Magnoliopsida; Zingiberales; Zingiberaceae.
CCCUGUCGAUCGGACGAACCAGAUUACAUCUCAAGAUAUCAUGACAUCUUUAAGAUGUGUGCAGUAUCCUUAUGAUGUGCAAGGCAUCCUUGAGAUAUAAUCUGGUCCGUCCAAUCAACAAGGAGACACGGGGAUAGAGAAAUUUGAGUUCAGAUCCUCUGUUCCCGUGUCCCCUGUCGAUCGGACGGACAGAGAAAUCUAGUCCAUCCUCAUGAUGUGCAAGACAUCCUUAAGAUGUAAUCUUGUCCGACCAAUCAGUAAGGAGAUACGGGGACAGAGAAAUUUAGGGACAGAGGAUCCAAACUCGACAAUUAGGGUUUUACAAGUGAUUCAGGUUCGGUUUAUGCAGGUUUAAACAGGUUUAAUUUCGAACCAAGUCCAAUUUAGACUCUUGGUUUACCAAAUUGAACCUGUUUAUUUUUAGCCAUCGCUCUGGUGGUCCGGAUCGCAAGUGGACCAGGAGAUCUGCUCUCGUUCACCACCCGCACGUCUGCCGACCGCUCUGGCCGGCGCCGCGACCACUGACGGUUGCCCGUCGCAUGGCUGACUUCGACGCACGACCACUCGACGCCCACCGACCGUCGCCUGCCGCCCGCUCGACUUCGAUGAACGCCCUCUCGACGCCCUAUCCGGGAUGCUCGAUCAAAAUUUCUUCCCUUCCCAUGCUACAAUGGUGCGUCCACCGAGUUUUAGGUUAACGGAGAGGAUUUUAAAAAUCUCUCCUUUGGUUAUCCACCGGCUAUACGGUGGAAGGAUUUUCGAAAUCGGAACUCUCCUCUCCACCCGGUGAAUUCCACCGGGUUAAACUCACACCCUAGAGCUCCUCACGGAUUCUUUACCGCAAUCCCUUGUCAAUUUGCAUGGAGAGAAUUAUUCUCUGUCGCCAUCUCGAAGACCUACGUACGCUACGUUCCAAAUGGGAUACGCAGGGAGGCACCACAGAGAGAGAUGCACUCAAUUUGCUUUCGGCCUAGUAGUGUCCUGCGUUGCACUAUUCACCACAAGCUACACCCUCCAUUAUCCUCCCCUCGAUUCCAAGUGCCACGCAGGCAUCAACCGAUAAGUCCCAAUCGUUCACCUUCACAAAUAUGGUUGGCUGGUUGCUUCCCAUCCAUCAUUGUUGGGUUGGUUGAUGAGCCUGGUGCUGGAGGGAGGUUAUGGAGGCUUCGGAGCAUUCCGAGGCACUGGAAUACACGCCGACAUGGAUUCUGGCUGCAGUCUGCACCGCUAUUGUCUUUAUCUCUCUGCUCGCUGAGCGCGGUCUCCAUUUCCUCGGAAAGAUUUUGAAGCAUAAUCAGCAGAAUGCAUUGUAUGAGGCUUUACAAAAGCUAAAAGAAGAGUUGAUGCUCCUUGGGUUUAUAUCCCUUUUGUUAACAGUCUUUCAAAGGACCAUUAACCACAUAUGUGUUCCAAAAAGCUAUUUCUUCCACAUGCUUCCAUGUAACGAAAAAUCUUUUUCCCAUAAUGGGAAGGUUCAUCAUGAUAAGGGCGUGAACCAUCAAAUAACCCAGAAACAUAGGAAGCUUUUGUCUGAGAAUGAGGAUACUGAUAUUUGCCUGAGUAAGGGCAAAAUUCCACUUUUGUCGAUUGAGGCAUUAGAACAGCUGCACAUCUUUAUAUUUGUGCUAGCAGUUGUCCAUGUUGUGUUCUGUGCAACUACCAUGAUUCUAGGAGGAGCAAAGAUCAGAAAAUGGAAACACUGGGAAAAUGAUAUCAGGAAGCAGCAGCUCAAGAAAGAAAAUCUCUCUAUAGAUGAACAUGAUACACAUGCCAGUCACCAUCAUGAGUUUGUGAUGAAGCGUGCAAUAGGGCUUUGGCAAAAGUCAAUUAUCGUAAGCUGGACAAUGUCAUUCUUCAAGCAGUUUCAUGCCUCUGUCACCAAAUCAGAUUACAGAGCAUUGAGAUCAGGUUUUAUAAUGAGACAUUGCAGUACAAACCAAAGAUUUGAUUUUCACAAAUAUAUGUUACGCACUCUUGAGGAUGAUUUCAAGAUGGUUGUUGGUAUAAGCUGGUACUUGUGGCUUUUUGUUGUUAUAUUCCUCUUGCUGAAUGUGAAUGGAUGGCACACUUUUUUUUGGCUGUCUUUCUUGCCACUUGUUCUUCUGCUAGCAGUUGGCACAAAGUUGGAGCAGAUCAUUACAUGCUUGGCUCAAGAAGCUGCAAAGAAGCCUGCAGAUGGUCAUGAGGCACCACAAGUGAAGCCAUCCGACCGCCACUUUUGGUUCGGUAGGCCUGGAAUAGUCCUACAUUUGAUCCAUUUUAUCUUAUUUCAGAAUGCAUUUGGGCUGGCUAUUUUCUUCUGGAUCUUGUGCACCUACGGAUUUAAAUCCUGUAUUAUGGAAAGAACUGGUUACGUCGUCCCCAGACUUGUCAUCAGUGUCGUGAUUCAAGUCCUUUGCAGUUAUAGCACCCUCCCACUGUAUGUCAUUGUUACCCAGAUGGGUGACAUGUUCAAGCAAGCAAUAUUCGACCAGCAAAUGCAAACUACUCUGCAUAAUUGGGCGGAAAACGUCAGGAAGAGAAAAAGAGGAAAGAAUGCUGGUGUUUCAUCCUUGAUGAACGUUUUUACUUCCAAACGCAAAAAAGACGAUGAGGCCGACAGUUCUCAAGGUGCCUAAAUACAAUAUAAGUAGCAUCUGAACAUGCUUUUCCUAUGAUCUAUAUAUAUACAAUUGCAGUUAAGAUUACCAGAUGCAGGUAAAGGACUUAUCACUCUUGCUUGAGUAGUUCUAGUUCAAGAGUGGGGGUCCAAACCUGUUUUGAUGAAUUCAACUUCUACCUUGUCCCUACUUUUGUAUUUUCAUUCACCUAGAGGUGGCUGAUUCGAUCUCAUGAAAGUUUUCAUGUAUCGCCGGAUAAAUUUGGGAAACACAGAUAGGUCACAGGGGCGAUCGAACAUCACAAGUGAUUUGAACACCGCAGGUAUUUAUUUAUAUUAUGUGUAAAUUGAACAUUAAUUACUUGGGAAAUUCGUCUCUC